Adineta ricciae is the source of this 2265-nucleotide messenger RNA. The record is from the annotation of a GenBank genome assembly. Lineage: Eukaryota; Metazoa; Rotifera; Eurotatoria; Adinetida; Adinetidae.
AUGGAAAUUGCUAUCAAACGAAUCAUACCUGUCAACGUGAAUAUAAAUACUCUGUUAGCAUCAAAGUAUGAAUCACCAUCGACUUAUUCUCCUUUAGCGUACUCCUGUUUUGAUGGAAAUCAAAAUCAAAACGAAUCUGAUAUUGAUUGUGGUGGUGUAUGUACCACAAAAUGUGCUAUUAACAAGUUAUGCAAGGUAAACUCGGAUUGUACGAAUGCCAAUUGUUAUCAAACAAAUCAUUCAUGCCAACCCUAUUCUUGUUCUGACGGAAAUAAGAACCAAGGAGAAGGUGAUGUCGAUUGUGGCGGUCCCUGUACUGCGGCCCUGUGCUCUCUAAAUCAAACAUGCAACGUGAACUCGGAUUGUACGAAUGGAAACUGUAAUCAGUACAAUCACACCUGUCAACCGAUAUCAUGCGCUGAUGGAAAUAAGAAUCAAGGAGAAGCGGAUGUUGAUUGUAGUGGUCCAUGUACUACGAAAUGCGCUGUGAAUCAAACGUGUGUGACGAAUGCAGAUUGUGUCAACAGCAACUGUCAUGUAUCAGCAGGCAAAUGCGAAAAGCUAUCGUGUUCCGAUGGAAACCAGAAUCAAAACGAAACGGAUAUUGAUUGUGGUGGUGUAUGUGGCUCAACGUGCAAAGUGAAUCAAACAUGCUCAAGAAAUACAGACUGUGCAAAUGGAAAUUGUCAUACAGCAUUGAAGACAUGCCAACCACUUUCGUGCUCUGAUGGAAAUAAAAAUCAAAACGAAACUGAUGUUGACUGUGGUGGUGUAUGCACGACAAAGUGUACUAUCAAUCAAGUAUGUAAGCUGAACACAGAUUGUACGAAUGGAAAUUGCUACCAGUCAAAUCACACAUGCCAACCUUAUUCAUGUACGGAUGGAAAUAAAAAUCAAGGGGAGAGUGAUGUUGAUUGUGGCGGUCCAUGUACUACGAAAUGCGCUGUGAAUCAAACGUGUGUGACGAAUGCAGAUUGUGUCAACAGCAACUGUCAUGUAUCAGCAGGCAAAUGCGAAAAGCUAUCGUGUUCCGAUGGAAACCAGAAUCAAAACGAAACGGAUAUUGAUUGUGGCGGCGUAUGUGGCUCAACGUGCAAAGUGAAUCAAACAUGCUCAAGAAAUACAGAUUGUGUAAAUGGAAAUUGUCAUACAACAUUGAAGACAUGUCAACCACUUUCGUGCUCUGAUGGAAAUAAAAACCAAGGAGAAGGUGACAUUGACUGUGGUGGCCCUUGUAAUACGACGCUGUGUCCAUUGUACAAAACGUGCAACAUGAACUCAGAUUGUGUAAAUGGCAAUUGUCAACAGUCAAAUCAUACAUGUAUACCUAUUUCAUGUUUUGAUGGAAAUAAAAAUCAAAACGAAACUGAUAUCGACUGUAGUGGUCCAUGUGCUACAAAGUGUACUAUUAAUCAAACGUGUGCAGUGAAUAGCGAUUGUGCCAAUAGUAAUUGUCAUACUACAAAACACCAAUGUUUAGCGCCUUCUUGCGAUGAUGGAAACUUAAAUCAAAACGAAACUGAUGUGGAUUGUGGUGGUGUAUGUAUUGGAACAUGCGCGGUCAAUCAAACGUGUAAGAUCAAUGGUGAUUGUGCCAAUGGCAACUGUCCUACAGCAGUUAAGAAGUGUCAGCCUUAUUCUUGUUUCGAUGGAAAUAAAAAUCAAGACGAAGGCGAUGUUGAUUGUGGUGGUCCUUGUAAUACCACCCUAUGUUCUUACAAUAACACGUGUAACGUAAACAGUGAUUGCGCUAAUGGAAACUGCAACCGUAAAAAAUCACGUUGUUUAGUUCCAUCUUGUAACGAUGGAAAUAAAAAUCAAAAUGAAACCGAUAUUGAUUGUGGUGGUGUCUGUGGUGCAAAUUGUCAAAUUGAUCAAAAUUGUACGGUGAACAUCGAUUGUGCCAAUAAGAAUUGUCAUCAUACAAAUCUCACAUGUACAGUUCAAGUUUGUGAUGAUGGAAACAAAAACCAGGACGAAACUGAUAUUGAUUGUGGCGGUUCGACAUGUGGUUCGACGUGUAUUGUUGGUCAAGCUUGUGUUUACAAUUCAGAUUGUAAAAAUGGAAACUGUAAUAAUACUUUAAAGAAAUGUAGUGAUCCAGUUUGUAACGAUGGAAAUAAGAAUCAAGAUGAAACAGAUGCUGAUUGUGGUGGCGCUACCUGCUCAAGUCGAUGCGGCAACGGAAAAAAUUGUACAGUUACCAGUGAUUGUGCCACAGAUAAUGUAUGCAGCGUGAAGAGGAAUAUGUGUCAAUGGAUAUAA